AUGGACGACGAGUCUGAUGUCGACGCGCGGCUCCAGCAAACGCUUCUCAAGCAGCACGAGAACUAUGCGCGGCAGAAGGAGCUCCUCCAAAAGCUCAAACGCCAAUCGUCGGACGCCACGUCACUGCGUCUUAGCGCGAUCCGACCGCCGACGCCGACACCCGCACCGGUGGACGAGCCACCGCGCCUGGCGCAAACGUUGGCCGAGAGCCACCACGAGGCGCUCAACGACAACUUGCGCAAGCAGCUCGAGCUCAUUCGUCGUCUUGAGCACGACAAUAGCCGCCUUCGCGCCGAAGCCGCGUCGCUCCGCAGCCAGGUCGCGCUUCUCGACGAGCGAGCCAAGGUCAAGGACCUCGACUCGGCACGGCGCGCCAAUGAGUUUGAACACGCAUCCGAGCUAGCAUCUUCGCUUCAGCGCGAGCGCGACGACCUCGCCCAGCGCAACACGCAGCUCAAAGGCUUGCUGACCAAGGCGGCCCGUGUCAAAGAGAGCUUGGAAGCUGAGCUCCGAUCGUCGUUGGAAGCCCAGCGCGCGCUCCACGAACAAGUCCAUAAGCUCGAAUACGACGUGCAACAAGCGGUUUUGCGCGAACAGAGCAGUCAGCACCAGAGCCAGACGGCCGAGUCGCACCAGAUCCGGCUCCAUGCUGCGAUUCAGACGCUGCAGGACGAGCUCGCGCACGCGCAAACGUCGCUGGCACACAAGACGGAGCAGUGCACGUCGAUCCAAGCCUCGGCGAACGCGUGCGUGGCACAAGUCGAGGCGAGUCUCCAAGCCGCGCAAGAGUCACUGGCAAAAGAGCAGGAGAAGCGGCGGCAGUGGGAGAGCGCUUGCCACACCGUCGAAGACCAGCUCGAAACCCUGACGGCACGGGACCACACGCAAAAGGUUGCCCUUGAGACGCUGCGCGAGCUCCGCGAGCGCAAUGCGAUGCUGGAAGAAAAGGUCCCGUACUACCACCAGCUCGAGCUCGACAACAAGGACAUGCACGGCAGGCUCCUCCAUGCGCAGCGCGAUCGGGAGGAGCAGGAGCGCAACAUGGUGCAGCUCAAGCAAGGCAUUUGGCAAACCACCAACGUGCUCAAAAAAGAGAUCGAAGCCAUGCGGCUGUACCUUCUCUCGAUUGAAAACGACGCCGAUGGCCUCGGUGUCGACGACGUGGACGUGGCGGUCGCGUCGUGGCACGAAUGUCCGUCGGAAAUUCAGCACUUGCGGACGAUGCUGAGCCACUUCAAGCACGACCUCGUGCAUGUGUCCAAGCAGCUGAUUGCUGGUCGAGAGAACGAGCGCGCCUUGAGUGACCAAUGCAGCGCCCUCUCGCAGAAGCUCGGCGCAUGUAAAGCCGACAUGAAGGACCUGAGCCGCGAAGUCGAGCGGCAGAAAGAGGCGUGCGCAGUCGCUGAGUCGGCGCGCGACCUCUCGAUUCGCGAGAAGCGCGAUCUCUUGCUCUGGAGCCGCGCCACGUGCCAGAAGACCGAGCGCAUGGCCAGCGAGGUCGAGCAGUGGGAACAAUUCACGCUGCAGCAGAUCCACCGCAUGCAGCGACUGCCGUGGCAGGACGCGUCGUCAACGACGCCGACGCUCGAUCUGCAAUACAAGACGUACGCCGACUUGCGCCAGAGCUGGGAGGCCAGCCUACAGACCUUGCUCCAAGAAGCCCACCAGUGCCAUGUCAAGGCGAACCAAGAGACCCAUCGCGCCAACAAGGAAGUCAAGAAGAAGCUCGAGGCGGUCCGAAAGCUCGACUUGACCGAGACCGAGAUGCAGCGCAAGCUCCACGAGAAGGACGUCGAGAUGCAAGCGUGCCAGCUUCGCCACACCAACAGCAUGCAGUCGCUUCAAGAGCAGCAUGCGUGCCUCUUGCGCGAGAACGACGGUCAAAUCACCGCGCUCACGCGGCAGUUUACCGAAGCCACCGAACGCUGGACGCACGCCGAAGCGUCGCGCCACCACCUCGAACAACAGCUUUCGCAACUCGAAGCCGACGCGCCCGUGUACCUCAGCAUCGCGCACCUCUUUAUCGUGAGCGUGCGUCCCAUGGUCCUUCAGAUCGCCGAGCUUCAAAUGCAGAAGCGGAUUUUGUCCCACCACAUGCGUCUUCUCGAGAACCAGCACAAGGAGAUCGAAGCGAUCGCGUCGCUCUUCCAGUCGACGACACCCGUGCGGUCGCUCUUAGUGCGCUUCCGAGCCGCGGCGCUGGCCGUCUUUGCGUGCAACCGGUUUCGACAAACGGCUUCGCACUCGUACGGUCGCAACGAAGCGCUCGGGAUGGUCUUUCCGCAGCAAAUUGGCGUCGUCAAGCUUCUCGCGCUACCAAGCGAGACGCAGCUUCGGGCAGGUGUGAAGCGACUACACGCCAACACUGCGUUUGCAGACAAGGUGGCCACGCUCAGUCAGUGCGGCUUGACCAAGCGAUACCAGCACCACACGUCGUACGGCCAGUCGCCGGUCGGUGAGGCGCUGCUCGAAGCCAUGCACACGCUGGACCCGAGCGGCGUCCAAGUCGUGCAGAACGUUCUCCAAGGCCACGCGAGCUUUCUGUGCGAUUUACGCCCGGUGCGGCAUGCGGCGACACACACCGUAGCGAUUGACGUGCAUCGCAUUCGGCGCGAAGUCCUAGAGUGGAUGAAGAAGGUCGAGCAGCUCCAGUUCCAGCGCAACGCACUCCAAAAAGAGAACUACGCGCUUCAAAACGCCGUGCAGGACAAGGAGUAUCAACUCAAGGAGCUCGAAGUGCUCAACGCCAACACGGCCGAGCUCAAACAAAAGCUCGCCAUGUACCAGACGCACGAUGGACACAGUAUCACGGUGCGUGAAUUCGAGCUCUGUGUCCAAGAGUGCAAGCAAGCCGAGCACCAAGUGACGUUGCUCGAGUCGACAAUUGCCGAGUCCAAGCUUGUCAUAAAGGACCUCGAGGCGCAGCUCAACGCAACGACCGACCGGAGCAAGACGCUCGAAGAGCAACUCAACAACGCACGCCAUGCGCUUCUCGAAGAGGAAGACACGGUGCUCAAUCUCAAAAGCGUCAUUGCGCGCUACGAGAAGGAGCUCAAGAAGCUCCAAGUGGCAGCGCAGAGUGUCCACACGCAAUUCCAGCAACGCUGCUCCGAAGCCGAAGUCGACAAGGUCGAGCUCAACGCACUCGCUGCCAUGCUCCACGAGACGCAGCGCAAGAACGAGUCGCUCGAAGCCGAGCUCAAGGUCAUCCAACACGACCUUUUGGACGCCAAAGACUCGCCACGCGAGGCGAUGCACCAUCGAGACCACCACAGUGCUUCGUACCUGCUCGUGCCACCCGUGCCGCACGCCGAGUACAAGCCGCGCCGGUCGUUCCACUCGAGUGCCGCGUCGUCGAUUUCGGACUCGGCCCCGCGGCAGCAUUCCCGCGUGCUCGAGAAGAUGCACAUGACCGACUUGGAGGAUGACGUCAAGGUGUCGAUGGACCUCGAAAAGGUCAACCUCGCGGUGCACAGCUACAUGGAGCGCAUCGACAAGAAGCUCCAGUCCAUGUACGGUAUUCCAGAAAGCGGCAAGUGGCGCGACUAUAAACUUCAGGACGCCUAG
Messenger RNA from Saprolegnia parasitica CBS 223.65, 3567 nucleotides. RefSeq lists its product as hypothetical. The transcript has 3 exons. The record is from RefSeq and is a predicted model, not a curated record. Lineage: Eukaryota; Oomycota; Saprolegniomycetes; Saprolegniales; Saprolegniaceae. Bases 1 to 3567 code for a protein of 1188 amino acids.